AUGGUUAGAGCUGAGUCGGGUUCUUUGGCGCCACCGAAGCAAAAGCUCGUCCUUGGCUGGACACAUCGGUCAUCGGUUAGAUUGUUAAGCAAAACGGUCACCAGCUACCUGCCAACGCAGGUGACCGAUGUGUUCAGCCAAGGACGAGCUUUUGCUUCGGUCUCACUGCCCGAGGCAGGAGUGCGUCGCAUGUGCGCCAUUACCACGAUACAAAAACAGCUCAGACUCUUGAUUGCCUCGCAGGAUGGUUAUCUGUAUGUAUAUUCCAUACCAUCUAUCGAGGGUGCCGAGUGCCAGUUGAUCAAGCGACACGAUCUACGUUUGGAAGAUCAUUAUGCCAUGGAUAUUAAAGGCCUGAACAGUGGCGUAAGCAUCGGCGGUGCUGCUGGCGUUCCCCCCAGUGGUGCUGGUGCUGGUGCUAGUGGAAGUGCUGAUGGAAAAUCGACUGCCACUGACAAGCCAGGUGGCAGCAGCUCCACAAGUGGCGGUGGCGGUGCCAGCGGAAGUGGAAGCGCUGGGGCUAGCUACGCCUCGGCCGUAAAGGGUGACGAACCAGUGGGUGGAGGACCUUCAUCCACCUAGAUGCAAAUUCAAUUCGCGAACAACCAGAGAAAUAGAUCAGAAACCAUAACAACAAACUCACUCCUCAAAGUACUACGGACGAUGAUGCUAAAGUGAUUGCAAUUUGGAGCUCAUGCAGCUGGCGACGAUGAAGAUUGGGCGACGGUAGUAGCCUCUGUGUGGCGUCAAGCAUAUUUAAGUAAAGAAAUAAAUAGGUCAUAGACUUAAUUUAGCUUUUAAUGUUAUCAAUGGCGACCGCUUCCUUGUUUUUUACCAGCAAAAAGGGACACCACUCGCGUGUCGCGUUUCUCCUUUUUUUUUUUAAACCCAUUAUAAAUACAAGCAAUGCUUAGUUGUUAAGCCCCCGUCCCGUUCGUGGCGCUGCCUUUGGAAUAGGAAAAUGCUUUUUGUCAUACACUCUUAAGUUAGUUGUUAAUUAAUAAUUUAAAACGAUUUAUAAAUUUGCUUUCAUAAUUGAAUUGAUUUGCCCUGCUUUUUACAAAUAAACGGCCUUUGCAAAUUA
Messenger RNA from Drosophila miranda, 1084 nucleotides. Its product is annotated as WD repeat domain phosphoinositide-interacting protein 1-like. The transcript is spliced from 4 exons. The record is from RefSeq and is a predicted model, not a curated record. NCBI's taxonomy places the organism in Eukaryota, Metazoa, Arthropoda, Insecta, Diptera, Drosophilidae. The coding region runs from base 1 to 582 and encodes 193 amino acids.